Molecule: messenger RNA, 3547 nt
Organism: Olea europaea var. sylvestris
Lineage: Eukaryota; Viridiplantae; Streptophyta; Magnoliopsida; Lamiales; Oleaceae
Product: probable alpha,alpha-trehalose-phosphate synthase [UDP-forming] 9
Exons: 8
Coding region: 629-3148 (839 amino acids)
Biological process (GO): trehalose biosynthetic process
Cellular component (GO): cytosol
Molecular function (GO): catalytic activity
Source: RefSeq, a predicted model, not a curated record
UCUCUCUAGAAAACUAUAUCCCGUGUAGAAAGUCUCGUCCUCAUCCCAACUCUCGUCAUUCGGUGCAAAGUUUCCCUAUUUCCCUCUUGUCCUUUCUUCUUUCUCAACAAAUUCCUGCAACGGUUAUUCGGCGCCUAUGCAAGCAGCAAUUGAUAAUCACCGAGCUAUUUAUGGAGUUAAUUUUUUGGAUAAGAUUCGGGAUAAAUGCUUGGGUUCAACGCACAGUUUUAUUAAUUUAUUGUAGAGGUGGAAUUUGAUUUUCGAUGUAAUUUUUAAAGCUUUAAAUGCUUUUAUAUCAGGUUGUUGAAGCCGCGGUCACUGGGGCUUGCUGGAAAAAAUGCUUGGUGUUCAACUCGUAGUUAUACCGAUCUUUUAAUUAAGGAGUUUGCUGGACUAGCUACGGGAAAAUGCUUGAGGUUCAACUCGCAGUUGUACUAAUUUCUCGUUAGUGGUUGCAGGAGUUCGCCAGAUUAGCUUUGAAAAUAUUGCUUGAGGUUCAACUUGCAGUUAUACUAGUUUCUUCUUAAGGCUUGUGGAUAUAUUAUCGAAGGACGGUUGGAAAAGAGAAGUUCCCUGGCGCAUUUUCCUAAAAACCUGUUUGCAUUAACUGAGUGUACAGUGAGCAUUCAUGGCAUUCUUGGAUUUGGUUUCUGGACAGUCACUAAAUAUCCCUCAAACUUCUAGAAAUUUUUCAAGGGUGAUGACUCUUCCUGAAAUUAUAUCUGACUGUAAUUUGAUUGGUGAUGGGAAUUCAGAUAGCACUUCAUCUGUUUGCCAUGGGCGAAUAAUUAUAGUGGCAAACAUGUUACCUUUAUAUGCUCAAAGGGAUAGCAAAACUGCUACAUGGCACUUUGGUCUGGACGAGGAUUCACUUUUGUUACAAAUGAAGGAUGGAUUUCCACCUGAGACUGACGUUAUAUUUGUGGGAUCUCUUAAAGUUGAAAUAGAAGCCAAUGAACAGGAUGCAAUUGCCCAGAGACUCUUGGAAGAUUUCAAAUGUCUACCGACUUUUCUACCACAUGAUAUCCAGGAAAAUUUUUAUCAUGGGUUCUGUAAGCAACAACUCUGGCCUCUUUUUCAUUACAUGCUUCCUAUGUUCCUCGAUCAUGGAGACCGCUUUGACCGAAAUCUUUGGCUGGCUUAUGUGUCUGCAAAUUAUAUAUUUUCUCAUAAGAUCAUGGAAAUAGUUAAUUUCGAGAGUGAUUUUAUCUGGGUUCAUGAUUACCACCUAUUUGUGCUCCCUACAAUUCUAAGGAAGCGUUACAAUAGAGUCAAGCUUGGGUUUUUUCUUCACAGUCCAUUUCCUUCAUCAGAGAUAUACAGAACCCUGCCUGUGAGGGAUGAAAUUCUCAGAGGAAUAUUGAAUUGUGAUUUAAUUGGUUUCCAUACAUUUGAUUAUGCUCGUCACUUCCUGUCAUGCUGUAGUAGAAUACUGGGCCUGGACUAUGAAUCUAAAAGAGGGCACAUUGAACUUGGUUAUGCUGGUCGUACAGUUUAUAUAAAAAUUCUGCCUGUGGGUAUUCACCUUGGUAGACUGAAAACUGUCUUAAAUCUUCCUUCUACACACAAUAAAAUCAAAGAGAUCAAAAAACAGUUCCUGGGCAGAAAAUUGAUUCUUGGUGUUGACGAUAUGGAUAUAUUUAAAGGAAUCAGUUUGAAAUUUCUGGCAUUUGAACAGCUUUUGCAGCAGCAGCAGGCGUUGCGGGGAAAACUGGUAUUGGUACAAAUAGUGAAUCCUGCUAGGAGCUCAGGAAGGGAUGUCGAGGAAGCAAAGGAGGAAACAUAUUCAACUGCCAGAAGAAUCAAUGAAAUCUAUGGCAGUCCUGCUUAUGAACCAGUGGUUUUGAUUGAUCGUCCUGUUGCUCGCUACGAGAAGACUGCCUAUUAUUCCAUGGCAGAAUGUUGCAUAGUGAAUGCAGUGAGGGAUGGGAUGAACUUGGUCCCCUAUAAGUAUAUAGUCUGCAGGCAGGGUUCUUCGCACAUGGAUGAAGCUACAGGUAUCGAAAUGGAUUCUCCUCCGACAAGCAUGCUUGUUGUGUCUGAGUUUGUUGGUUGCUCACCGUCUUUAAGUGGAGCAAUUAGGGUGAACCCAUGGGAUUUCGACUCAGUUGCUGAGGCCAUGAACUUGGCCAUUUCCAUGCCUGAUUUGGAAAAGCAAUUGCGACAUGAGAAACACUACCGAUAUGUUAGUUCUCACGAUGUUGCUUAUUGGGCCCGCAGCUUCAUGCAGGAUUUGGAGAGAGCAUGCCAGGAUCACUAUGAUAAGCAGUGUUGGGAAUUGGGUUUUGGCUUAAAUUUCAGAGUUUUAUCACUUUCUCCAGGUUUUAGGAAGUUACAUAGUGAUAAUGUCGUCUCUGCAUAUAAACGGACAAGCACGAGAGCAAUAUUCCUGGACUAUGAUGGAACUCUUGUACCUCUAUCCUCCAUGGUUAGAUCUCCCAGUAGUGAAGUUGUUACUAUACUCAAUGCGCUGUGUGAUGAUCCUAAGAACACAGUGUUUAUUGUCAGUGGAAGAGGAAGAGGUUCCUUAAACGAUUGGCUUGCACCAUGUGAGAAACUGGGAUUAGCUGCUGAACAUGGGUACUUUAUAAGGUGGGAUAAAACCUCUGAUUGGGAAUCUUUGUCUGCGGAUCUUGAAUGGAAAGAUAUCGUCGAACCCAUUAUGAAACUGUAUACGGAGGCGACCGAUGGGUCCUACAUGGAAAUCAAAGAGAGUGCAUUGGUGUGGCAACAUCGGGAUGCAGACCCGGAUUUUGGCUCCUGCCAGUCCAAAGAACUGUUGGAUCACUUGGAAAAUGUACUUGCAAAUGAACCUGCAGUUGUUCAGAGGGGGAAGUAUAUUGUAGAAGUGAAACCACAAGGAGUGACCAAAGGAUUGCUUGCACGGAAGGUCCUUGCUCUGAUGGUCAAAAAUGGAAAGCUGCCGGAUUUUGUGAUGUGUAUUGGCGACGAUAGAUCAGAUGAAGACAUGUUUGAAAGCAUAUUGAGCAGUGUCUCUAGUUUAUACCUAGCAGCAGCACCCGAGAUCUUUCCUUGCACCGUUGGGCAAAAGCCGAGCUGGGCUAAAUAUUACGUUGAUGAUGCUGCUGAUGUUGUGAGGCUGCUUCGGCAUCUCGCCACUGCUUCAAGUCCAAAUCCUCGGGCAUAGAUCAUGCUUGGAUGCUGGUUUUGUUUUCUUCACAGCAAAUUUAUAAACAGAAUCCCAUAUGUAAAUUCUUCUUUUUCUUGUGUGGUGGGUGUAAGGUGGGGGUGUCUUUUGGUGACAAGGAUAAAGUUACCGUCAUUGACGUUAACAUAGUAUACAGCGCUGGGUUGGUAUCAGAAUUUGCUUUCUUGCCAGAUCUGCUUCUGUUUAGGUUUGAAUGUGAAAAUUUCUAAUUUAGAAAGCGUCUUUUGGGCCAAAAAUCUUUCGAUGUAUAGUUUUCCAAACGUUGAUAGUGGCUGCUCUAGAUUAGGACGUAGAAGGCACCUCUUGUAUAUAUUUGACCUUGCCCCUUUUUAAUGCCAGUUCUGUAUAUAAAUGGGUUCGCUCUGUUUCUUUUGUUUC